UAAGUUUGAACUUGUCGCCAGUUCCCUUGUACCAACAAACAUGGCCGCCGACACACACGAUGUCCAAACGUCAAACAGCAUGGAAAGUCUGUUUUUCAAGUAUCACAAUACUUUAGGUUGUAAUUAGGUCUUCUAGUCAUGGGGGAGAAGACAAAGGAGACUGAUUUGUGUUCAUCUCGUACAAGCAUCGCUCAGGAUAUGGAAGCAGCCAAGAAGGAACAAUUUCUUACCUUGAAGAUGAUCAAGGAAAAGAUCAUGUCAACUGACAAGCUCAUUAAGAAGUACCAACAGAAAUGUGAUGAUUUUGAUAACAAAGUUAAGGAAAAUAUGGAACUAAGGGAAAAGCUUGAAUCAAGACAAAGAAAUGAGCAAGAACUCAGAGAGCAAUUGCACCAAUCACGACAGAGUACAGAACCACUAAAUAAGAAUGUAAAAAGGCUUGUCCAAGAAAAGUUUACUGCUGAGGCCAGGAUAGAGCAACUCAAACAAGAUAUCACAUCCAAAGAGGCAGUUAUAAGUGACUUGAGACGUGUCGUCAGCGUUAAGGAAGACAAAGAGUGUGCCUUGCUUUUGGAGCAGCAGGUCCAGGCCCGUGACUUACAGAGGGAAAGAAAAAUGGUUGAGAAGAUGAACAUUGAACUUAGUAAUGCCAGAGAAAGGAUACAGAAGGAAAAAGGUUCUACAAAGACCACUGCUCGAGAGCUUAGAAAAGCAAACAAAAGGGCCGCUAAAUUUGAAAUUCAGGUUAAUUGUCUUAAGGAAGAACUAAAAAGUUUGAAUAAGCAGCUGAAGCAAGUAUCAAGUGGGAAUUCUCUUAAAGUAUCUACGGUUAGAAGGAUGACACAAAUAAAGAAAAAACCUUCACAAAGGGAUAAAAAGCAAAGCGCAAGUCCUGAAAUAGACACUGCCCACCUUCUGGGUGAAUCCUCCGACUCCGAUUUGUCCGAUUACGAAAACACAGCGAUAGAUAUUCUGGAUAAGCUCGGAAUACUUCAGUUCCCUGUGCUUUCACCUCUUCCGCCAAGCGGUAAUGAUAGCGACACAUCUGAACAAUCCAGUGGCCAGAAUUCAGGAGCAUCAUCCAUCGGAGACCUGGGAGACUUGCUAGAAGCGCAGCUUGACAUCCCAGAUAGUACACGCAACAUUGACGAUUAUAAAGCCACCAUUAAAGACAGUGGCCGUGAUGAUAACAGGGAUUGCUUGACAUCAGUCCACAUGACAAAAGAUGUCAAAGAAUACGGAAUUUCUUCUAUGUCAACUGGCAAGAGGAAUAUUAUGGUUGAUACAACAAAGAGUGAAAAGAAGUACAAAAAAACCAGUUUUCUUAAACCGGAAAUACUAGACCUGCCACAUGUAUCGAGCAAUGACGUCCUUGAUGAAUUCCCAGAAGAUUGCGCUAAAAUUCAAGAGGUUGGUUUGUUUACCCCUCAAGAAAAGGUUGUCACUUUAGCUAAUUCAAAUAAAGUCGUUCCGAAAUAUCCUGAGGAGGAAACAACUACUGAAGUAGAAACACGGACAAAACGAAAAAUGCACGAGAAAUCAGGGAACACGAGACAGAAAGCCAUUAAGACUAUGGUAUCUUCUGAUGGAGGUGUUGGUGAAAACGGAUUGCCAUCAGCAGAGGGUCAGUCUGUAGAAUUAGCUUUGAUGAGCAGUGAUAAUAUCAAGCUACAGGACACUCAGCCUACAAUCGGUGAGACACCCCUGCCAGUAGAUGCCAAGGUGGUACUGCCUGUCAGAAAGAAAACUAUCAGUAGGAAACGGGCUGCCCCGUUCAACGCGUGCGUUAUUCCGACAAGGAUUACUCGAUCAAAGGCAAGACAAGUACCCGUAGAGCAAAAAAAGAGCAAUGCAACAAAGGAAGAUGUGGUUAUUGAGGAGUUUGAUAUUCGUGAUAAAAUCGGCCUAAAUUCGCAAGCCGAGGUGACAGAGAAAAGCAGCACAAACGAGGAAGCUGUCAUGGUUGAUAGAACAGGUAUUAAUUUGAAAGCUGAGGAAACAAAGGAGUGCAGCACAUUCAACGAAGAGGUAACUGUUGAUAAGAUAGGGCCCGAACAACAAGUCGGAGUUAAAGAGAAGUGCAGAAAAACUAAGAAACGUGUAACUGCUGAUGAAAUUGGCGUCAAAUCACAAGUCGAGGUAAAAGAGUUAUGCAGGGAAACUAAAGAUGUUCUUGUUAAUACGGUAUGCCCUGAUAAGCAAGGCGAGUUGAGAAGUGAGGAAGAUGCCAUUGUCGAUAAGACAACUCAAGCCGAGGUAACAGAGGAAUGCAGUAAAUUUAAAGAAGAUGCCACUGCUGAUAAAAUGGUUACCAAAUCAAAAGCCCUGUCAGCAGAGGGAUGCAGUAAAACUAAGGACGAUGUCAUUGAUGAUAAGAUGCGCGUCAAGACGCAGGCCGAGGUUAUAGCGAAGCUUAAGACAGCCAAAGGAGCUACCAUUGUUGAUGGAACGAAAUACUCAGCAAAGCAAGUUCAGGAAAAUCGAUCAUCUAUAGGAAGUGCCAAGGAGGACGAUUUAAACAAUAAAGACAAAGGAACUUGUCCAGUAACGGAAAAGGAAAAAGAGAGCCAUUCCGCUUCAGAAAUUGGGGAAUUUUCUAAUAAAGAAGAUAUAAUCAAACUUUCAGAGUGGGAUUUUAAAACAAAAAGAGAAGAUAUGGUUUCAGACGAGAGCCAUUCAAAAUCGAUACGAAAUGCAAAUACGGAUACCGAACUUAACUUACAGACACCGUUAGUGUUGGAAGAUAUUAUAGAUGAUUGUUGUACAACUGAUAGGACAUUGUUCGAUGAAAAGCAUUUGGAAACACAGCUGAGGUAUAACGAGAGUUUAGAGCUUCGACCUGGCUCAGCUUCGCCGAUUGAUGCCGUGGGUACCUCGAGAACGAUAGUUAUACUCGAUGCGACUACGGAACAACAAAAUGGUACAACUCCCAAAGACACCCAGGAUGUUGCUAGCGAUAUUUCCGAUUUGAAUAGUGAUCGACAAGUUCAUUCCGAGAGUACCGGACAGAAAACAAUGAAUGAUACCAAUAAACACAAAAAAUCGGUAAGCUCUUCGUGUUUGAGCAGAAAUUUACAAAGCUGCUCUCAGUUUGAUGGUUUGGGUGUACAUUUCGUCAGCACAGAUAAAAAGGACUCCCAAUGUGCUUCGGAUGGAAAGGACCAAGGGAAACCAGCUGGAAGCGUUAUAGAUGAUAAGACAUGUCUUGGCAAAGUAAUUUAUUCUCCGUCAGAUGCUAAUGGUGUCCUUUCCUCUAAUUGUGUUGGUGAUAAUAAAGUUGAAAUAGAAGAUAUCACCAUUGGUGAUGAAUAUGAAGAAGUAUGCAUCGAAGAGAACUUCUCGGGAUUUCCCAAGCAGUCUCACGUUUCAGGCUCAAAUGAGGGAAACCUUAUUAAUCUUUGUGAAGUCACUCGGAUUCUUUCAGGUUCAAUAUGCAAUAUGAGCGCGGAUCAUGACGAGGCUCUAGACUUAGAUGCAGAGCCCCAGUACUCGGCAUCUAAUGACAUGGAAAGUGAACAGAGUGCUUGUUCCACAGAAGCUGGCCUGCCUUCAAUCUCUUCUCUCCUGAGUGAUGACAAUUUGUUCUCGGACCCACUCCCUCCUCUGUCACCAUUACCUCCUUCCCCUCCUUCACACGAUAUCAGCUCUCCAUUAUCGCCACCGUCCUCCAUCUCCUCUUCUCCAGACUCUCGACGAACUAAUGACCCUUCGCAAUAUACGCCCUUUUCACUUGACCAUAAACGAAACUUGCGGAAAAGAGACUCUGAAACGAAUAUGAGUCCUCCAGGAAAGAAGCCUUGUCUACUACCAUCAGUAGAAGGAGUAAGCCUUCCUGAAGGCUCUCCACAACCUGAUGUUGUCAAAAAGAAAGGAAGAAAAAGUGCUUUAGCAACUAGGCCUUCGCUGAUGAACGAGAAGAGUUACUCGAUGAAGGUACUCAAAGGAAUUCGAAGAUCUGCUGUGCCUCUCGACGUGAUCAUCAGGCGGUUAUCAGACGUACGUGGAUUGUCGAACGCUUUGCCAUUUGUCCUAGCUCUUAUGAAGUUUGACUACUCAGAUGACCUCAUGCCACACAUCAUACAGAGGUACAGCAGUAGAUCUCAUUAUGGUGAUGCUACAGACAUGCCUCUUCUGCCGGUUUAUGAACGCGGUGUUGUGGAAGUCGUCCAGAGUAUUUCAGUAUGCAACCAUUUGAAAAACUUGCCAGCCAUGACCAUCAGCAUGCUAUCCAAAGCUGUCCUUUCUAACUGCGGUGGAUCUACUCCCGACAAGCGAGUAUUGGCCUCUUACUGUCGCCUGGUGACAGCUCUGUGCCGAUGGACGUCCGAUAUGUCUCACGUGCGAAUUCUCGUUUAUAACAUCUUACGCUCGUUGCACUUCACGUCGGGCUCCAAGGUGUACCUAAUCAUCUCCAUAGCUUGGGUGUGGCCUGCCGUUUUUAGUUCCUGUAGCCCUACCUGGUCAUAUGACCGCGGCAGCUUCUGUCUAUCCGGACCGCCCUUCAACCCCCUACGUGCCACUAUGCAGAUGGUCAUAUCUGUGUGGAUACGCGAGAGUGAGCGUGUACUGUUAGGAAAUAUUAUGGACUGGAUUUGUCAAUGGCCGCCUGCUCCUCCUACUUCUCAAAUCCUCAGGGACACCGCUCGCGAGCUGAGCAAGCUCAUAAAGGAUCAAACAUUCCCAACGCUUGAGAAUGAUAAAGAUGGUUUCCCAGUUCUUGGUAUGAAUAUUUUCGAGACCAUCAAGUCCCUGGAGCUGCUUGCGUUCGUUCUGGGCUGGGAGUGGACCAAUAACGUUCUCACCCGUGAGGUGAUCUGGGGUCUUCUUAGGGACUGGCGUAAAGAGACUAGUGAUCAGAGUGAUCGUGCCUGUAGGGUUAGCGAGGCGUCCGUCGUGGCGGCUGUUCGUUUGCUUGGUCUCGUUGGGCGAAUGAUGAUCUUGCAAAGCCAGCCUGUCAUUCCACACGUUCUGGACUUACUGGUGUCUCUUUUAUCGUGCCCACAGGCAUCUGAUACAAUUAAACUCGCUGUAGGCCACUCCUUAUUGGAUAUAUCACCAUGGCAGCCCACGAAGAUCUGCGAGAUUCUUGAGACCUGGAGGGCAUCUCGGCAGAGUCCCAUACCUAGGUCUAUUAGUGAACCCUUGCAAUGCCUUGGGCUAGCCUUGCACCAACAGCAAUCCAACCAGAACCAACUGGCGCUUGUGGAACAACAGCAGCCAGAGUGUUACCAACAACGAAAACAGCCAACCAGUUUUACAAGAGCAAGCGGCUCAGGGGUAACCGACAAUGCGUGCGAAACAACAGCCAACGUCGAACAACGGCAAACGAGUCAGGGACAAUCGGCACUAAGCGUGGAACAACAGCAAACGAGUCAGGAGGAACCGAUACUAAGUAUUGAACAACAGCAAACGAGUCAGGAGGAACCGGCACUAAGUAUGGAACAACAGCAAACAAGUAAAAAACCGACACUAGGUGUGGAACAACAGCAAACGAGUCAAGAAGAACCGAUACUUAGUAUGAAACAACAGCAAACGAGUCAGGAGGAACCGAUACUUAGUAUGGAACAACAUCAAACUAGUCAAGAGGAACCGGCACUAAGUAUGGAACAACAGCAAACAAGUAAAAAACCGACACUAGGUGUGGAACAACAGCAAACGAGUCAAGAAGAACCGAUACUUAGUAUGAAACAACAGCAAACGAGUCAGGAGGAACCGAUACUAAGUAUGGAACAACAGCGAACGAGUCAGGAGGAACCGGCACUAAGUAUGGAACAACAGCAAACAAGUAAAAAACCGACACUAGGUGUGGAACAACAGCAAACGAGUCAAGAAGAACCGAUACUUAGUAUGAAACAACAGCAAACGAGUCAGGAGGAACCGAUACUUAGUAUGGAACAACAUCAAACUAGUCAGGAGGAACCGAUACUUAGUAUGGAACAACAGCAAAAGGAAUCGGGACUAUGUGUGGAACAACAGCAAACAAGUAAAGAAGAACCGGCGCUUGGUGUGGAACAACAGCUAACGAGUAAAGAGGAAUCGGCACCAAGUGUGGAACAACAACAAACGAGUAAAGAAGAAUCGGAUCUAUGUGUGGAACAACAGCAAACGAGUCAAGAGGAACCGAUAGUAAGUAUGGAACAACAACAAACGAGUAAAGACGAACCGGAUCUAUGUGUGUCACAACAACAAACGAGUCAAGAGGAACAGGCACCAACUGUGGAACAACAGCAAACGAUUCAGAAGGGGCCGAUACAAAAAAAACCGCUGAUGCAAUCAUAAAGACAUAAAAAAAGACUUUUAUAGAUGUGACUUGAAUCGGAUGUUUGAAAGAAUAUUUAGAUUGAUUUGUACAUGAAUUGUAUAAUUGUAAGUGUACAUACUGUAUAAUUUCUUCUCAAUUUGUAAAUCUGGUAACAUGAAAUAACAUUAUCAACACAUUGCA
Messenger RNA from Nematostella vectensis (starlet sea anemone), 6442 nucleotides. RefSeq lists its product as uncharacterized. Bases 139 to 6279 code for a protein of 2046 amino acids. The transcript has 16 exons. Lineage: Eukaryota; Metazoa; Cnidaria; Anthozoa; Actiniaria; Edwardsiidae. The record is from RefSeq and is a predicted model, not a curated record.